This is a messenger RNA of Cadophora gregata, 2667 nucleotides long. RefSeq lists its product as uncharacterized. Bases 133 to 2127 code for a protein of 664 amino acids. The transcript has 4 exons. NCBI's taxonomy places the organism in Eukaryota, Fungi, Ascomycota, Leotiomycetes, Helotiales, Ploettnerulaceae. The record is from RefSeq and is a predicted model, not a curated record.
CUCCUACACUCGACUUCAACAACUCACAAGUUCUGGUCCUGGAUAAUUAUUUGACUAGUCGACGACCUCGACUGUACUCAUUGAUCCGAACUCUUUCCGCCUCGUUAAAUAAAGAACCACGAGGUGGGCGACAUGGCAAAAAAGACUUCAAUCGUUACCACAGCUGGGCCAUCAAAGACGUCAUCAGCUUCACAAGCUCCUUUACCUCAGCAAACACCAGCCAAAGCCAAGAAGAAGGGAAACCGAGUAUCGGCAGAACCUGCAAAGCCUAAAAAGGCUACUCCCAAGAAGGCAACACAGGCAAACAUCCCUCAAGGUCCACCGCAGCACAAUGUAUCCAAGCCGGCAGCACCAGCUGCUAAAGUAGAAGCUCAGACAAAAACGCAGAAUGCAGUAAUAACAAAUUCGUCUAGCCAAAACGAGAACGACACGGAGGACUCUCGUAUUGGAACUCACUCUGAAGCGACAACAUCGUCUUCACAUAAAGGGAAAGCACGAGUGUCAGAACCAGUGGAUACUGCUCCUGUACCCCUAGAGGUAUUGAAUUUCAAGGCUGGUCCUAUCGUUAGAACGGCAUCUCACUAUGAAAUUGAAACUUUCCGGUUGGCAGCAGCAACGCCUGUCCCGAUAUCGACUAAUGUUGAGAGACAAUUCUUUGAGUCGGCGCUCCUACUAUAUGUCCUCGAAAAUAUCAGAGGAGAGCACAAGAAGCGACAAAACUAUCAUGGAGAGCUGGAUCAAGACGAGACUGAGCUUCGCAGGUCGUUUGUAGAUAAGCUUGCCUACAUAUGUGAUUUCAGAAAAGGCGGAUCUACGGUCACAGCUUUGGCGCUCCAGAGAACUAACCAAGGCGUCGUGUUCUGGCUUGCUGCCAAUGAAACGGUUAAGGAAAAGGUUAUUCUGUUUUUGAGGAAGGUUCUUGAGCAUUUAAAGAAGGUCGAACUCGGAGUGUCCAAGAAAACAACUGAAACACAGCUACUGGCGUUAAUUAUUCCAUUCAAUAAGGAGAGGAUUGAUUACUAUUGGAAUGCUCUAUCAAGAGAUUUGUCUCUUUGUAUCGAGCGCCUGGAAGCACUUGAAGGAUCUACCAAUGGCAAGCCAACUCAACGGGAAAUAAAGGUGCUCAAAAAUGUGCUUAGUGGCCUACCACAUAUAUCAAAGGACAGAGUGGAGUUGGUCAAAGAAUGCUUUGAGGCACGGAGAGGCUUGGUGUUCGAAACUUUGAGUCAACUGAGCGCAAGCGGAAAGUCCCAUGGCAGAUUCUUUGACGAUGUCCGUCAUUUGCUUGGAAGACUUGGCGAGCAUCAAAAAGCCACAAAAACGAUCGUUUCGGCUGCUCUAAGAUUCCCUGAUAUUCUAGACGAUUUUCAAAUCGAGGUUCGUGUGUCGCCUCCUUCAAGGUGCUAUUUUCAAUCUUCGGAUUCUAUCAUAUUGGACGGCUUGGCCAGCAGAAUCUUUACAAAGCAAGAAGACAUAGUCCAUUAUCAGGAAGCACUCGAAAUGUUGGAGCGAACGUCCAAUGGUGAUCUGUUCCGUCGUAUGCAGCAAGAAUGCAGUUUCAAAACGCGAAUUCAUGCCGAGUUACUCCUUGCAGAUCUGUUUUACUGGCACCCGUUCGAUUUUCUAGGAGAUGAUCCAUACAUUGGAUGCAGUAAACCUGCCUGCUUUAAUUGCUACCAGUACCUUCUCAAUCAUCCGGGAAACUUUGUUCUACCAGCUCGCCACAACAAAUUGUAUCUAGCCUGGCGAACGCCUGAUAUCCUUGAGGAUCAUGUGCCGGUUGCGGUAGCCAGCAAGAUCCGGGAAUCAACCACGAGUAAAAUGAGCUUAAACAUUCGAAUGGAGCUGAGGAAACAAAUCGAUGGUAGAUAUGCGAAGAAGGCGGCUCAGUAUGAUUCAGUCACGGGCACAAGCUCGUCCAUUCAGAUUGGAUUGGUCCAAGCAACCACUGAUACGUUGGAGGACGAUGAUGAUGAUGGAUCAGACUACGACUCAGCUCAAGAAGAUUUGCCGCGGAGAGACGAGACACCUUCUCAUCAUUCGAGUAACAGCACGUUAGAAAUAGAUGACUCGGACGACGAUUUGAGUUGGUAUCAUUCUAGAGUUAAGAAGAUCCAGUUGAUCUGAAGCGCAGUUACCACGAAAUCCGCCGGUAGUCUAGAAUUACUGCAAGUCUUACCGGUGUAAAGUCUCAUAUACCAACAGUAGCUUAGAGCCCAGGAAACCUGCCCGUCGCAGUCACAGGCUCUUCCCUUGUUCACGCUCAACGGAAUACGAUUCUGUCCCGGGUUAGUCUCGGGAUUCGUCGGUUCUUUGUCUCCCAAUUCGUCUUGAAUCUUCCACCCCCUCACCAGCUCGCGAAGUCCCACUCGUAUAUGUGUCCGCGCGAGUUGCAAAGCUGCGUAUGUAGUUGAAGGAAGAGAGAGCAAUAGUAGAUAGACAAAGGAAAAUCUUUCCGCCGAUGUACUUUAAUGGGCCGGAAGCGGUCCAUACAGAGUCCCAUUGUAUGAGAGAGAAGUGAAAGACAGAAAGUCAUAUUCCUGUUGACAGGAAGAUAAUGGCUCAAGGCAAAGUAAAGAUACGGAUUGGCCUAAGAGUGAAAGUACUGCAAGUAUCUGAAGUUGAUAAUGCUACAAAAAGAAAUAUAUCGGAAUAAAAAUUGGGAAG